AUGGCUGUAAAAGUUAUUGUAGUGGCAGCACUGAUUUGUGCCGUGAAUUGUAAACCACUGGACGCUGAUAAUGACAUUGCAGCGAGUGGCCACGAACUGUGGAAAAGAUUUGUCAACCCGUCACCAAUGUACGGAGAUUUUGCAGACAAUGGAUUAAAUAAAAUACGAACCAAGAGAAGCUUGGAAGAGGAAUGCGAAAAAUUGCAACUGUGCAAGCUGCACGCUCGCUCCAGGUACAGCUUCUUUGCCGCGUACGAGCUCUAUUUUGUUAACAAAGAAAAUGCCAAGUUGUGGGACCAUCAAGCCCGCUCAGUCGCAGAAUGUGAAAAUCGAUUUAGUGGCUGCUACAGAUAA
This is a messenger RNA of Parnassius apollo (apollo), 354 nucleotides long. NCBI's taxonomy places the organism in Eukaryota, Metazoa, Arthropoda, Insecta, Lepidoptera, Papilionidae. The record is from the annotation of a GenBank genome assembly.